UGUUCUUCACGGUCGUCUGUUUUCGUCUGCAUUUGCUUGGUUUUGCUCCACCUCGAGAACGAGACCAAGUCUCUCUGUCUCUUUGUUAGAUUUCUGAAGUUGGUUUCAUAUCGGGAUAAGAUAUUAGAGGCUGAGAAGGUGAGAGUUGGUGGAGAAUUAAGCAGAAGAGGGUGUUUUGAGGUAAAUUUUGGCAGGUGGGGAGGGUGUCAAGUCUGAUGUCUUGUGGGGGAGAGGGGAAGCAAUGGACUUGUGGAAAACCUGGGGCAGUGAAUUUGCAAAAAGUGAGUUCUAUAGUACGCGAUAUUGGCGAGCCUUGUCUUUCUCAAUCGCCUAUAAAGGUAAACAAAAUGCUUAAGCCAGAAAAGUGGCAGGCAAGUUUUGAUAGUGAGGGGAAGGUUUCUGGUUUCCAGAAAGUGCUCAAAUUGAUUGGUUUGGGGGGUGUGCAUCCAUCUAUAAGGCCGGAAGUUUGGGAAUUUCUUCUUGGAUGUUAUGGCUUGAGCAGUACUGCAGAGUAUCGGAAACAGCUUAGGACAGCCAGGAGGGAACGUUACAAUGACCUGCUUAAGCAAUGCCAAAUGAUGCAUUCGAGCAUAGGAACUGGUUUACUUGCAUAUGUGGUGGGUUCAAAAGUUAUGGAUAUGAGAACAUCCUCCAAACAAGAGGAGGGAAAGGAAGCCAAAGUUGAAAAUAGACAAGCUUCCACCAGUAGUACUAACAAAUUAGAUAGUAAACAUGAUUGGAAUAAUAACUGUACAGAUACUUCAUACACACACCAAAGAGAAAGUUCUAGUGAUUCAGCUGACCUUGUUAGUGGAAGGGAAAGCCCUGACAGUGCAGCAUAUGACUCUUCUGUACCUAAUUCUGGUCCGCUUGACUGCACUUCACCUGCAGAGUACGAGUCUUCCUUAAAUAAUUCUGGUCCACUCGACUCUGCUUACAUUGGAGGGGUUGAAGGAUCACAGUAUGCAACAGAAACUUAUUUUGAUUUUCCUCCUUUACCAGUCACAGAUUUGUUUGGGAAGAGUGAAGAAGACGAGAAAGAGUAUGCUAUGAGUGAUUACAAACCUUCUGCACAGCUUAAAAUGAGAUUUGAGGAUGACAGAAUGCAUAGUUUUCGAAUUAAUAACAAUGCUGAUUUAAUUAUGGAAUCAAGUGGAUCGCCAUCAAACAAUGUAAUGUCUAAGGUUGGCUCUGAAAUUGAAAUGAUUUGUCCUGAUCCCAGUGAAACAUUUUUGCGUUCCAGUUUUAAAACAGAAAUAGUUAAUGGUUUAAGGAUAUCGGAUGCUCCAGAAACGCCAUUUAUAAAGACAGCUGCAUCCCAAGGUGGGACUGUCAGUGAGGACCGAGUUUCGGAAUGGCUUUGGACUUUGCACCGAAUAGUUGUUGAUGUGGUAAGAACAGAUUGUCACCUUGAAUUCUAUGAGGAUACAAGAAAUUUGGCUAGGAUGUCUGAUAUCCUUGCCAUUUAUGCGUGGGUUGACCCUGGAACUGGUUAUUGUCAAGGUAUGAGUGAUUUGCUGUCUCCUUUUGUGGUUCUUUUUGAGGAUGAUGCUGAUGCAUUUUGGUGCUUUGAAAUGCUCAUUAGGAGAACGCGUGCAAAUUUUCAAAUGGAAGGACCAACUGGAGUGAUGAAGCAACUACAAACUUUAUGGCACAUAUUGCAACUGACAGAUAGAGAAAUGUUUUCUCACCUGUCACAAAUAGGUGCUGAAAGCCUCCAUUUUGCAUUCCGGAUGCUCUUGGUACUCUUCCGUCGGGAAUUGUCUUUUAAUGAUGCCCUCCGGAUGUGGGAGAUGAUAUGGGCUGCUGAUUUUGAUGAAUCUCUGGCCACCACUUUAGAGGAGAACUGUUUAGAACCCUUGGUUAUUCAGCUUCCUAAAGAUUCUGCAGCUGACCUGAGAGAUGAAAACACAGAAGAUGGAAAUGGCAGCUUAAAGGUUGGCUCACAAUCAAAAAAUGGAAAUGGAGAGCGUAUUACAUCUGAUAGUACUGGAAUUAAAUCAGCAUCAAGCUAUCCCUUCUGUGGUUUGACAAGGAGUUUGUGGUCUAGAAAUGAUCGGCUGCAGGUUUCUACAGUAGUCUCAUCGUCUAGAAAAGGGGAUGAUGAGUUACCUGUAUUUUGUGUGGCAGCAAUUCUGAUUAUGAACCGUCACAAGAUCAUCAAAGAGACCCGAUCAAUUGAUGAUAUGAUAAAGAUUUUCAAUGAUAAGCAGCUGAAAAUUCGUGUCAAAAGAUGUGUACACACAGCUAUCAAACUUCGGAAGAAAUACUGUUACAAGGUAAUGAAGAGUAAGAGCCAGAACCAGAGUCAGAGCCAGAGCGAGAACCAGAGUGAUAAUCAAAGCCAGAGUGAGGACCAAGGCCAGAGCCAAACCCAUGCCCAAAACCAGAGUCAAACCCAGAGUCUGAGUCAGAGCCAGUGCCAGAGCCAAACCCAGAGCCAGCGCCAGAGCCCUUCAACUCAAAACAGUGAUUAAGGCAGUGCCAUUUUUCCUAUGAAUGUCUAUCACAGACGCACACUAUGAUGCUGAAGAACAGAUAUGACGCUUAGAGCUUGUAUUUAUAGUCAAGGAUUCCUAGUUUCACAAUGGUGUUAAAAUUUCUGUUAAUUAUAUCAUCUAUGAUGGAGGAAGCAAAAGUGCUUUUGCCUUUCGAAGUUCCUUCCUGUGGUCUGUGCUCCAUCAUCUGUUACAUCUUUCUAAGCAUUUUAAAAGAUUGAAGAGUGGGAAGAAUUCUGGUGUUUUGUUCACCUCGAUCUGAUCACUAGCUGUCAUGGAUGCCCGCCACAGGUUAGGCAAAUGUUAUUUGUCCCUUUCCCCUUAUGUAAUUUGCCUUCAUAUAGGUUGAGCAAAUUAUGUAUCAAAAUUUUGAUCGCUUAUCUUUGUGUAUGCAAACUCAGAGAAGUACUGUAAGUCAGAUGUUAUUGGAUAGAUUUAGAAUUUUUUGUCAUUACUUGUGAUAUUGAGGUCAUAAUAGAAAAAAAUUUUACAGAAUUUUAUUUGGCGGAGGAAA
Messenger RNA from Carica papaya (papaya), 3012 nucleotides. RefSeq lists its product as uncharacterized. Gene Ontology annotation, biological process: activation of GTPase activity. The record is from RefSeq and is a predicted model, not a curated record. Gene Ontology annotation, molecular function: GTPase activator activity. NCBI's taxonomy places the organism in Eukaryota, Viridiplantae, Streptophyta, Magnoliopsida, Brassicales, Caricaceae.